AUGAGCGAAUCACGAAACGAACUCCUUGCAUGGAUUAAUGAUCUAUUGCAACUCAACUACCGCAAGGUUGAGCAAGCUGGCACAGGUGCUGCAUAUUGUCAAAUCAUCGAUUCCAUCUACGGUGAUGUACACAUGAGCAAGGUCAAGUUUGACACCAAGCACGAGUACGAAUACGUUGGCAAUUACAAGGUGUUGCAAAAUGCAUUUGACAAGCACAAGAUUGAUAAGGUGAUACCCGUGGAUCGGUUGAUGAAAUGCAAACUUCAAGACAAUCUCGAGUUUACGCAAUGGCUCAAGCGGUAUUGGGAUCAAACCUAUCCUGGUGGUGAUUAUGAUGCUCUUCAACGGCGUAAAGGUGGUGCUGGAGGAGGAGGAGGUAGAGCAAGUAGCCGAUCAGGUACUGCAGCCCCUGCUGGUGCUACACGUAAAGCUCUUGGUUCCCCUGCCAAAGCUGGUGCCACUGCUCGAUCCUCAAGCAGAAAUGGUGGAGGUGUUGGCUCAAUGGAUGGUGCCGCCGCUGCUUCAACCAUCGCCGAUUUGAAAAAGCAAGUCUCUGAACUAAAGUUGGCAGUGGAUGGUCUUGAAAAAGAACGCGACUUUUACUUUGGCAAAUUGCGUCAAGUUGAAAUUCUGGUCCAAGAGCAAAUGGGUGUUUUGGAGCAACAAGGUCGUUCAGAUGAGGGUUUGGCUGUUCUAAGAGACAUCCAAAAUGUGCUUUAUAGUACUGAGGAUGGUUUUGAGGCGCCGCCUGAGGAUCAUGAAGGUGUUGCCCCAGCAGCAGGCAUGGUGGGAGGUGUUCAUCAAGACUUUGACGACGAGACGUUUUAA
Molecule: messenger RNA, 828 nt
Organism: Lichtheimia ornata
Lineage: Eukaryota; Fungi; Mucoromycota; Mucoromycetes; Mucorales; Lichtheimiaceae
Exons: 7
Coding region: 1-828 (275 amino acids)
Biological process (GO): protein localization to microtubule plus-end; regulation of microtubule polymerization or depolymerization; spindle assembly
Cellular component (GO): microtubule plus-end; cytoplasmic microtubule; spindle midzone
Molecular function (GO): microtubule plus-end binding
Source: RefSeq, a predicted model, not a curated record